AUGACACCUGAAAAAGAGCUGAUAAGGUUUGAUAAAGGCUUGAUCAUUCCCAGUCCCAACCCUUUCCCUAGUUACAACCCCAGUCCCAACCCUUUCCCUAGUUACAACCCCAGUCCCAACCCUUAUCCUAGUUACAGCCCCAGUCCCAACCCUUUCCCUAGUUACAACCCCAGCCCCAACCCUUUCCCUAGUUACAACCCCAGUCCCAACCCUAUCCCUAGUUACAGCCCCAGUCCCAACCCUAUCCCUAGUUACAGCCCCAGUCCCAACCCUAUCCCUAGUUACAACCCCAGUCCCAACCCUUAUCCUAGUUACAGCCCCAGUCCCAACCCUUUUCCUAGUUACAACCCCAGUCCCAACCCUUUCCCUAGUUACAACCCCAGUCCCAACCCUUUCCCUAGUUACAGCCCCAGUCCCAACCCUUUCCCUAGUUACAACCCCUGUCCCAACCCUUUCCCUAGUUACAGCCCCAGUCCCAACCCUUUCCCUAGUUACAACCCCAGUCCCAACCCUUUCCCUAGUGACAACCCCAGUCCCAACUCUUUCACUAGUGACAACCCCAGUCCCAACCCUUUCCCUAGUGACAACCCUAGUCCCAACCCUUUCCCUAGUUACAACCCCAGUCCCAACCCUUUCCCUAGUUACAACCCCAGUCCCAACCCUUUCCCUAGUUACAGCCCCAGUCCCAACACUUUCCCAAGUUUACAGCCCCAGUCCCAACACUUCCCCUAUGAUGGGUCUUUUCCCUAUGACUCAGUACCAUGGCAACAGAACACCAACCAGCCGCCGGGUUCUCUCUCCGUGGUAACGACCGUCUGGGGUGUGGCCAACACCUCGCAGAGUCAGGUGUUGGCAAACCACAUGGCUAACAGCGGUAACCCCAUGAUCCCUGGUGGUAACCCCAUGGGUCAGGGGGGUAUGUCUGGGAACAACCAGGGGAUGAACUCACCCCAGUACCCAGGCCAGCAGCAGCAGUUCCCCAACAAGGGCCAGCAGAACCAGGCUUACAUGCAGCAGGACCUGUACGGACGCCAGGGCUACCCCGGGGGAGGAGGAGGCUUCGGGGGGAAUUACCCUGGAGGUCCUAUCUCUGGUCCUGGUGGCGUGGGCAUGCCCCCCCACUCUCGUCCCCCUAGCGACUUCACCCAACCUGCUGCUGCCGCCGCAGCCGCAGCCGUCGCCGCGGCAGCCGCCACUGCUACCGCCACUGCCACGGCAACUGUUGCCGCCAUGCAGCAGGACACUCAAAACAAGGACAUGAACCAGUAUGGACCGAUGACUUCGUCGUUCCAGAUGGGGCCCAGCCAGGCUUACCAGAACCAAUUCAUGAACCAGGGGCCAGGGGGCCCCAGGGGCCCUUCAUCCCUCCCAGGGAACAUGGGCCCCGGUCCGGGCAUGAACCCCUCCAACAUGGUCUCCUCCCACAUGGGAAUGAACCAUCCCCGGCCCCAGGGGAUGGUGCCAUUUGGAGGCCACGUUGCCCAGAGAAUACCCCAGCAGGGAUACCCAGGAUCCAGGCCUCAGGGUAUGGGCAUGCAGGGUGUGAAGAGACCCUACCCUGGAGAGCCUAACUACGGAGGGCAGCAGUAUGGUCCAGGACCGAACGGCCAAGGGUUCCCCCAGCAGCAGAACCAGUACCCCACCCACACCCCCAACCCCUCCAGGCCACUCCCGUCCCCUAACUACCCAGGCCAGAGAAUGCCUAGUGGGCAGCAGAUCCAGGGCCAUUACCCCCCUCCUGGAGGGGCCAUGGGACAGUACUACAAGCAAGAGCCUUUCAACGGUCAAAGUAACAACUUCUCUGGGAGUGGAUAUCAGUACAGCCAAGGCCAUAUGAAUGGGCCUCCUCGACCGGUGGGUUACUACCCCCACUCCCCGGUGCAUGGCAACCCGACCCCGCCCAUGACCCCAGGAAGUAGUAUCCCUCCCUACAUGUCUCCAAAUCGUGACGUCAAGCCCCCCUUCCCUCCAGACAUCAAACCAAAUAUCACCGCUCUUCCUCCUCCUCCAGCAAACCCCAACGAGGAGCUGCGUCUUACCUUCCCGGUGAGGGACGGGGUGGUCCUAGAGCCCUUCAGACUGGAGCACAAUUUGGCCGUCAGUAACCAUGUCUUCCACCUCCGCCCCUCCGUACACCAGACCCUCGUGUGGAGGUCAGAUCUGGAGUUGCAGUUUAAAUGUUACCAUCACGAGGACCGACAAAUGAACACCAACUGGCCUGCCUCGGUCCAGGUCAGUGUUAACGCCACGCCCCUCACCAUCGAGCGCGGCGACAACAAGACGUCCCACAAGCCCCUGCACCUGAAACAAGUCUGCCAACCAGGAAGGAACACCAUCCAGAUCACAGUUACCGCCUGCUGCUGUUCUCACCUGUUUGUACUGCAGCUGGUCCACAGACCCUCUGUACGAUCCGUCCUGCAAGGCUUACUGAAGAAGAGGUUACUGCCUGCAGAGCACUGCAUCACCAAAGUUAAGAGAAACUUCAGCAGCGUAGCGGCGUCCUCUGGGAACACCACUCUGAACGGCGAGGACGGUGUUGAACAGACGGCCAUCAAGGUCUCCCUCAAAUGUCCAAUCACCUUCCGGCGGCUCCAACUUCCAGCCAGAGGUCAUGACUGUAAACAUGUCCAGUGCUUUGAUUUGGAAUCCUACUUACAGUUGAACUGUGAGCGAGGAACGUGGCGAUGUCCAGUAUGCAAUAAAACAGCGUUGCUAGAGGGACUAGAAGUUGACCAGUACAUGUGGGGGAUUCUUAAUGCCAUCCAAAACUCGGAGUUUGAGGAGGUGACCAUAGACCCUUCAUGUAGUUGGAGACCUGUGGCCAUCAAGUCUGCUAUCCACAUCAAGGAGGAUCCAGAUGGACCCAUGGCCAAGAGGUUCAAGACCAUGAGCCCCACCCAGAUGACCCUGCCCAACGUGAUGGAGAUGAUCGCCCUGCUCGGCCCAGGGCCCUCGCCCUACCCGCCCCAACAGGGGGGCAACAACAGCGAAUACGGAAGCCAUGGUAACAGUUACCAGGGCCACAGCGGGGGCUUUGACUUCCCCCAUGGGAACCCCGGUGGUACAACCAUGAACGACUUCAUGCACGGCCCCGUUCUGUCCCACCCGCCAAACAUGGCACAGGACAAACCCCUCACACACAGCAUGCCUGACUCUAUACCUCAUCCUACCAUCACUGACCAGUCCCACAACUUGUUACAGCAUAGCCUACACGCCCAAUCUCACCCCGGCAGCCAAUCGGGACAGCCGUUGCAUCACAGUGGACCUCCUCAGCCGUCACGACAACAGGCUCCGCCCCCACAGCAACAACAGCCCGGCCCUAACAAUCACCCUCUGCAGCACGGUGACCCCUUAGAGGGACUGGGUGGAGGGCUCCCAGAUAUGCCCGAACCUUCCUUGGAUCUCCUUCCAGAGCUGGCUAACCCAGAUGACUUGUUGUCUUACCUGGAUCCUCCAGACCUCCCGAGCAGUAGCAACGAUGACCUUCUCUCGCUCUUCGAAAACAACUGACUCUGAUUCUAGAUCAGUUCAUUUUAAAAAAUGUAUUAAAGAAAACACUUAUAGGACUGCCUGGAGUUGGACCUAUAACAUCUGACCUGAGACCUGCUCCAGUACUUGACAAACACAAAGAUGCACUCCCUUUCUCCUUUUCCCCUUGUACAGUUUGCAUUGAUUCUCCAGCAGACUGACUGACAGACUGACUGAUUGACUGAACAAUGUUUUAAAACUCAAAAAGACAUAGCAGGACAGGGUAGGGCAGUGAGUGAUGUCUGCCUCCCUGCAGCGCCCCCAUGUGACCAUCGAUGAUACCAGCUAUCUGAUAUUCAGUUCAUUUUGUAUGCCACCAGUGUCUGUGUGCACAUUUAGGAAAGUGUUGAUGUGUUUUUUAAAAUUCAUAUUUUGUUUCCUUUUAAAGAAAAUAAAAGAGGAAUUCAUUAAAUAUAUAAGGGGGGGAAAAAACAAAAUGUCCUGCACUAUCUGGCCAGUGUGUGUAAUGUCCACGUUAUUGUUUCACCUUAUAAGACUCAGCGUCUCAGCUUCCUGUUGUCCCAAACGUUGUCACAGUUACUGUUCCCGGGACUGGUUACUACGUAUCACUGUCUGUCUGUCUGUCUGUCUUGUCUGUCUGUCUGUCUGUCUGUCUGUCUGUCUGUCUGUCUGUCUGUCUGUCUGUCUGUCUGUCUGUCUGUCUGUCUGUCUGUCUGUCUGUCUGUCUGUCUGUCUGUCUGUCUGUCUGUCUGUCUGUCUGUCUGUCUGUCUGUCUGUCUGUCUGUCUGUCUGUCUGUCUGCCACUGCACGUCAUGUGAAAGCACAAGAUAUAACAACACAUACAUCUCAAAGGAACAAAACACAUUUAAAGUGACAUCUUUGUCUAACACUAGUACCAUAACAUUUACGAGAAAUUUGCGAAGAUUUUUUUUGGGGGGGGGUGUUCAACAGCUUCCACUUUAGUUUCGACAACAACGAAAAAAGAAAACAAACAUUUUGGUUCAAGUUUUUUUUGUUUUUGUUUUCUUUUGGGAAGUGGAGAGGAAGGAAUCUUCCCUUCUUCUUUUGAAAAUAAAGAGCGAUGGAGGAAACCAAGUGGAGAGGAAGGAAUCUUCCCUUCUUCUUUUGAAAAUAAAGAGCGAUGGAGGAAACCAAGUGGAGAGGAAGGAAUCUUCCCUUCUUCUUUUGAAAAUAAAGAGCGAUGGAGGAAACCAAGUGGAGAGGAAGGAAUCUUCCCUUCUUCUUUUGAAAAUAAAGAGCGAUGGAGGGAACCAAGUGGAGAGGAAGGAAUCUUCCCUUCUUCUUUUGAAAAUAAAGAGCGAUGGAGAGGAAGGAAUCUUCCCUUCUUCUUUUGAAAAUAAAGAGCGAUGGAGGAAACCAAGUGGAGGGAGAAGGCGGAGCCGCGGGGGGGUUGGAAAUUGGCAAUCAUCCUCUUCUAGGAGAGAGAGUCAACCCUACAACAUAGACAUUUAGAAUCUCCAAUCAGAGAAAUACAUUUUCGUACUGUGAUCUUGUUUCUUUAUUAUCCUGGCCAGAGUAGAGUCACAAAUUGAUUGAUUAAUUGAUAGUCAUCAAUGGUAAAGGGAAGCAGACGUGGGAGGAUGAUGUUUGUUACCAGGGUUUGGGUCAAUUUGAAUUGAAGGCAGUCAAUUCAGGAAGUUAACUAAAAUUCCAAUUUAAUCUUUAAUUCCAAUUAAAUAAUUAAAAUAGGGCAUAUAUUUUAAAUUACUCUCAAUUAGCUGAAAAAGGAGAAGCUAUUUAACUAUGUCAACAUAUCACUUCCAGAAUUGAUUGACUUCAAUUUGAAUUGUUCCCAACCCUGUGGGUUACUAUUUGAGUUUCCUGUCAGGCCGAUAUCAAGCCAGUUAGAGCUCCUAUCUUAUCCGUCUUUCUUCUGUGCAUGCGCCCCCUGGUGUUGCUCCUCUCAUCAUUAUGUCUUCUCUGCGUGCACCGCCUGGUGUUGCUCCUCUCAUCAUUCUGUCUUCUGUGCAUGCACCACCUGGUGUUGCUCCUCUCAUCAUUCUGUCUUCUCUGCAUGCACCGCCUGGUGUUGCUCCUCUCAUCAUUCUGUCGUCUGUGCAUGCACCGCCUGGUGUUGCUCCUCUCAUCAUUCUGUCUUCUCUGCAUGCACCGCCUGGUGUUGCUCCUCUCAUCAUUAUGUCUUCUGUGCAUGCACCGCCUGGUGUUGCUCCUCUCAUCAUUCUGUCCUCUGUGCAUGCACCGCCUGGUGUUGCUCCUCUCAUCAUUCUGUCCUCUGUGCAUGCACCGCCUGGUGUUGCUCCUCUCAUCAUUCUGUCCUCUGUGCAUGCACCGCCUGGUGUUGCUCCUCUCAUCAUUCUGUCCUCUGUGCAUGCACUGCCUGGUGUUGCUCCUCUCAUCAUUCUGUCCUCUGUGCAUGCACCGCCUGGUGUUGCUCCUCUUCCCAUUUUACAGAGCUGCGUCUCUAGCUCUCCCAGUUGAAUUCUGUUAUUAGUAAUAAUAAUAAAAAGUGCCAGGUGCCAGGCCCUUGUCUGGGGGGGUGUUCUCCCUGUAGUAAAGAUAGUGUGUGACUGAAAUAGCACGCUGUUCACUGUAUAGUGCACUACUUUUGAGGGUACUAAGGUACCAUUCCUGAGAAAUGUAUGGUGUGCUUUUUAAAGUUGCUGUUACCACCGCUUUCUGUCUUUCUGUGAGUCUUUUAUUCAACAGUAAUAUUGGAUGGGAUAGUGCUGUUAUCACACUGUUAUUAUGGGUUGAAAUUGGCUUUCGUUUUGUUUCUACUAGCUUUUUGUUGCUGGAAAUUGUGACUUCAUCAAACAUUGUGAAAAUUCUUAGCAUAACCAAAGAGGGAUUGGGAAGUGUGUGUGUGCGUAUGUGCGUGUGCGUAUGUGUGCGUGCGUGUGUGCUUGUGUGUGUGCUUGCGUGUGUGUGUGUGUGUGUGUGCGCGUGUGUAUGUGUGUGUGUGGUGUGUGUGUGUGUGUGUGUGUGUGUGUGUGUGUGUGUGUGUGUGUGUGUGUGUGUGUGUGUGUGUGUGUGUGUGUGUGUGUGUGUGUGUGUGUGCUGGUAGUUAUCCUUCAUUUCAAAGAUAUGGAGGAAAACUAGCAGGGAUCAUCCGUCAGUCACCACUGUUGUAACGAACGCAGUACUGGAGCUGAAAGUCACGUUUGUUUUCAAGUUCACUUCAUGACAAGAGUGUUGUUGAGUAUGCAAAUGUAUUAUUUUUAAAGAAAAGCUAUUGUAAAUAUAAUUUGUGAAUAUUUUUGUAUCAUCUUGAUAAUUCUUUGUCCUUUUACGUUAAUUAGUCAAAGUCCAACUGAUCUCAUCCUCCCGAAACAAACCCAACACUGACUGGGGUUGGGUCUCAAAUUGCACCCUAUUCCCUUUAUAGUAGUGUUGCCAUGAUGCCAGUAUCGCGAUUCUACGACAUCGGAUUUUCCUUGGUAAAUAACACGAUAUAUUGUGUUAACAGCUUCAAAAUAAGACUGUCAUUAUUAGGACUGUUUUCGUCAAAGACAUCGAGUCUCCUUCGUGUUUUGUCUCCUUUGCUUCCUUACUUCCUAGUAUCGCGACACGUCUAGUAUCGCGGCACGUCUAGUAUCGCGACACGUCUAGUAUCGCGACACGUCUGGUAUUGCGACACGUCUAGUAUCGCGACACGUCUAGUAUCGCGACACGUCUAGUAUCGCGACACGUCUAGUAACGCGACACGUCUGGUAUCGCGACACGUAGUAUCAUGACAAAACUACUAUAUACUGUAAAACUGCUAUACACUUGACCAGGGCCAAUAGGGAAACUCAUAGAGCUCCGGUCAAAAGAAAUGCACGACAUCUUCUGUCUCCUCUCAUAGGUGAACCUAAUCCCCUCCAAAUGUCUCAUUGUCAGCUACAUACUGCAGACAUCUCUCUCUCUGUGGUGGUCCAUCCAGUUUAACAGAUAUCUCUCUCUCUCUGUGGUGGUCCGUCCACUUUAACAGAUAUCUCUCUCUCUGUGGUGGUCCGUCCACUUUAACAGAUAUCUCUGUCUGUGGUGGUCCAUCCAGUUUAACAGAUAUCUCUCUCUCUCUGUGGUGGUCCGUCCACUUUAACAGAUAUCUCUCUCUCUGUGGUGGUCCGUCCACUUUAACAGAUAUCUCUGUCUGUGGUGGUCCGUCCACUUUAACAGAUAUCUCUCUCUGUGGUGGUCCGUCCACUUUAACAGAUAUCUCUCUCUGUGGUGGUCCGUCCACUUUAACAGAUAUCUCUCUCUCUCUGUGUGUGAUCUGUCAUAACGAACCCCAGUGGACCCAUUGUAGAAUCCACUGUGUUCCUAGACAGCAACUGUCCUGCAGCUUCUCUUUCUGUCGUAAGGCUUUGUCCCAAAUACGCUCCGUUUUGGGAUGUAGAUUCUCUCUGUCUGCCACCUUCUUCGUCCCUGGUGUCAUUAAUAACAGACUAGUCAGGCCUUCUUUUUAUUUUUAUAAUUUUUUUAGAUACAAAUUUAAAUAAAAUGUAUCAAGUGUGAUAAAGCAAUAUUCACAGAUCUUCUUUUGUGCUCAAAUGUUGUAGAGUAAAAUUUGUGUAUUUUUCGUAAACUAACAUUCACAUUUUUAGGUUAAGAAUGGACAAUAAUGAUUCACAAAAACUGUGAUAGCUAUCCACUAUCCACUAUCAGAGAACUAUGUGAAUAUCAGAAUUGUUGCUAAUUAUUGUCAAUAUACAAGUGGUAUUUUAAAGAUACCACAGCCUUAUGUUAAAGAAAUGUUUGACAUUGUUUUUAUUUUUGUUAUUGAAAAUGUGUUUUUUUAAAGCUUAAAGACCAUUUACAUUUUGUUUCCCAUUUUAAAUGCUGUUUGUUUUUUUGGAAGGGGGGUAAAUUAUUUCGUAUUGUUUUUAUUUUAUUUGAAAUGUAAAGUUAGACAUAUAAUUUAAUUUAACUGUAGCAAUGUACUGAUUAAAACAUCCUGGUUAUUGUAAAACCUAACAUUUUAAACUUCAUUAUUGCUCUAGAAAUAGUUACAGUGCAAGAGAUAUUUCGAUAGAAUAGCUGAUAUUAAUGUGUAAAGCCUGUCACUUAAAUCAUGAAAUCAAUUGAUCUUCUUCAAUCUUCUUGACAAAGGACUGCCAACAGCAACUUUUUUUUAAUUUUUUUUAUUGAUAUCAGAAUUGAAACCUAAACUUGAUCGUUCCCACGGCGAUCGUUCCCACGGCGAUCGUUCCCACGGCGAUACCUAGCUCUGGUCCCGGGGUGUGUUUCCAGAGCUAGGAGAUGCAUAGCUAUCAUUUCACAUUUUGCCAUGUUUACAUAUGAACAGGUUUGUGUAGAGGGCAACCUAAAUCUGUAACAAUCAUCCCGGAAGUAUAGUGUUUCUGUGGAAAAUACAGUUUCAAAAAAAAGGGAAAAAAAAAAUACAAAACUGAGAGGCGGCGCACCACCCGUUUAGGCUUUUAGAGUAGGAUCUGCAUGGGAGAGUGCUAAAGUGGAUAUCUGUUGGCCCUAAGAUAAACCUGUACACAAUGUAAAUGAAUAGAGACACUUUGUGAAUGAAAAAUUUGUUCAUUUUCCCUGCGAAUGUGUAAAAAAAAAUCUGAAUAUGAAGAAGGUAGGCCUGACUUACGGGAAAAUGAAAAACGUGUUAGUUAUGCUGGUCUGUAUGAAAAAUCUUUUCUUGACAUUUUUUUUGUGACCCUUCUCUGUAAUUUGACCUCUUUUGUUACUUAAGUGGGACUGGGACAGCUAUGUUUGACCUACAUGUUAAUAAUUAGCUUCCGUGUACUAGUCAAUCACCUGAGUAUCUGAGGUGCUACAACUGUAAAGAAAAGAAGAAGAGAAUAUUGAGGAAAAUACCAGGGGGAGGGGUGAAUUGGGGGUCCAAACCCAAACAGAUUGUAACCAAAUCCAUAGUUUGGGCAUUUUUUUUAUGAAAUCUAAAUAGUACAAGCUAAGGUGAAAAGGUGGCCAUUUUGUCUCUAUGUUUGUACAUUGUAUGUACAAUCAUUUCAUAUUCUAAAUACUGGUCAGAAAAAAUAAAAGGAACUAAUUGUGAUUUUUAGUCUUGCAGAAUUAUUGUAUGUAGUUAGAUGAUGUGACAAGCUAAUAUUUAUCUAAUAAAUAUGUAUUCAGAUGAUAUCUGUA
Molecule: messenger RNA, 9579 nt
Organism: Oncorhynchus kisutch (coho salmon)
Lineage: Eukaryota; Metazoa; Chordata; Actinopteri; Salmoniformes; Salmonidae
Product: zinc finger MIZ domain-containing protein 1
Exons: 18
Coding region: 1-3510 (1169 amino acids)
Biological process (GO): regulation of transcription by RNA polymerase II; protein sumoylation
Cellular component (GO): chromatin
Molecular function (GO): zinc ion binding; SUMO ligase activity
Source: RefSeq, a predicted model, not a curated record